GUGUGUCAGUGUAAAUAGCACGGAACAAAAACAGAAGCGACAAAUAGAUAUGCGCCAAUAUGUUUGUGUAUAUGUUAAUGGAAUCAGCUCCAAUAUAAUGAUAGCGUUCCGUUGAAAUGUGCAACAGUGGUAAACUUGUUUUUCAAUACCAAAUUUAAAAUGUUUUAUUAUGUUUUCAAAUGAAAUAUGUAGAUCGUAGCACUCAAACAAAAAGAAAAACAGAAAACAAGAUAAAGUGAAGACAAUAACAAAUAUGCAUGAUUCGACGAAUACGGUAUUAGCUUAAUGCUUUCUUGGAACUGUUUAUUUUUAUACAUUUAAAAUGCGAAGAAAUUUAUUUAAAAAACGUUUCGAGUGACAGAGAAAUACUUAAGAUCAUUGUUAUUUAAACGUUUGCUGUAGCAGAUAUUUCGAAUGUUUUUCCAUUAAGAUUAUAUUUUUUCUGCGAACUGUCUUCUAUAAAAAUGAGUGAAUUAAUUUGCAACCCAUUGGCUUGGUUGAACAAAUAUUUGCAUAUUAAUUAAAUUUUCAGAUGUCUUCUCUACGCCCUUAUUUAUUGCAUUUGCACACUAUGUAUAAUCUCCAAUAUUUUGGCGCAAUCGCCAGGUGGUAUCAGCCCUCGGAUUAUAAUCGAAAUCGGUGAAAAUGUGAACAUCACAUGUCGCAUGAACUUAAAAGUGUUCGAUGGGAAAAAUAGUUCCUCAUUAUAUUUUACGACAGAUGAUCCUAACCAAGCGGCUGUAAACACAAAUAUAGCGAUCAUUAAUGAAACAACAAUUGUUUAUAUGCUACGCAAUGCGCGUGAACAAUUCACGAGCUACACGUGCAAAAGUGGUGAACAUGCAAUUGCCAGCACGGACGUCAUUGUGGGUACCAAGCCCACCGCGGUUAAAGAUUUUGGCUGUCAGGCAUUUGACUUCACCUACAUGACAUGCCAAUUUACAAUUCCACAGAAUAUGGUGCCGACCACAUAUAAUUUGAAAUAUAUAACGCAAAAUGCUGCAAGAACGGCUGAUAAUCGCACAAUAUAUUCACAGAAUUAUAUACUAAAUUGUGUAAAGUUGGUAAAAGAAGGCGACAGAGGCACCUGUAACUUUACCUUGGACGAUGGCAGUUAUAAGCCCAAUUUUGAGUUUUACAAUUUUCGCUUGACCAGCAACAAUACAUUGGGUGUGAUCACACAGAAUUUCACUAUAAAUCACAAAGAGAUUGUUAAACCCGCCAUUAGCAACUUUCGCGUGGAGGACAUGUCUACAAACAGCUGUGCGUUGAAAUGGGAAAUGGAGCGUUACUCUUCAUACAGGCUGAAUCGUUUGCAAAUGGAAGUGAGCUUGCAAUCGCCGCACUUUGAACGUACAAAGACGUACACCUGCCUGAGAUGCAACAAUCAUGAAGCAUUUAAUUUGCUCAUCGACGAGUUGCCCUAUCCCUACUAUGCAUACAAUAUAAGUUUGCGCAUAAAGAUGCGUAUGCCAGCGGCGACAUGGAGUGAUGCAUACAGCAAAGUUUUUCGCACACUGCCGAUUGCGCCCGAAGUGCCGCCCACAGUUGAUGUGAGCAGUUUCUACUUGAAUGCGACGCAUUUGCGUCUCUUUUGGUAUCCAAUGGCGGAAUAUCAUCGCAACGGCUCGGAUUUCUAUUAUAUUGUGAAACUGGCGAAGGAGCAAGGCGUGGCAGUUAAUCAACCAGCGCUACACAGGACAGUGCCCACAGUGGCUUUACCCUGGAACAGCGCACACAGUUAUGAUUUCAGCUUAUGGAGCAGCAAUGACAUGGGCGUGUCUUUGCGUAGUAGUCGCAUUUAUGUGCCUGCGCUACCGAAACAUUACGACAACAGAACGCCGUUGGGCAUACGAAAUGUCUAUCACUCUGCGAAUAGCACAUAUACCUUGUUUUGGAAUGCACCGGAAGAUCCACUGGGUAUUGAGAAUUAUACGGUCUUUUGGUGUCAACCGAAAAGUGUCGUCUCCAAUGAGUGUCAUAAUAUUAUCGGUUUUACGCAGCUAGAUAAGAGUGCGCGCAAUUUUACCAUACAACAAAGUCAACCGUUGGUCUUAGCGGUAGCCGCCAAUUACGCCGACUAUUACACGGGCAUGCAUUGGGCGAAGUGCACGGCGGAUGUGCUAAAUGAUCUCGAGAAAUUAGAACCGAAAAUGGUUUGGCGAAAUGCCACCACGAUAACGAUACGUUGGAGUUUUGUCAAUGUAUGCGCCUCGCUUAUCAAGGGCUAUACAAUUAGCUAUUGCCAAACGAAAUCCGCCAAGGAACUGAAGUGUUUGGGUAAACACACGCACCUAAAUGUGGACAAAAGCGAAAACAAAUAUGAUAUUGCGCAGCUACAACCAAAUUCGAGUUACAAAAUCGAAAUGUUUAUGUACUCCGACCUGCAGGCGGGUCCCAGAAGCGAUGAGCUGUUGUUGCAGACGGAAGAGGGCGCGCCCACGCCGCCAAUAAAUCUUACUUUUGCGCACAUAACCAGUCAAUCGGUGUCGCUCGCAUGGCAAUCGCCGGAAAAAGCCAAUGGCCAUAUACGCUACUACAUUAUAACUUAUAAUGGUGAAGCACAUAAGGUGUGGUGCAAAAACAUAGGCGGUCCACACUGUUUUGCUCGCAACAAGCGCGGGGAACGUUACGGCAUUGAACACUUAUCGUAUACGCUACAAAACUUAUCAAGUUUUACUAACUACACGAUUUGCAUAAAUGCUUUCACCGUUGCUGCAUCGAAGCCUAGCAAUUGUGUGAAUAUAACAACGCUUGUGGGCGUGCCCACCAGUCCCACAGCGACCAAAUUUGUAGAGACAAAGCAUGACGUUGUGUUGCACUGGCAAGAGCCCGAAGUGCCGUCGGGCCGUGUGGACUACUAUGAAGUGAUUGUCGAGACCAAAUUGAAUGACGAUUCAAUAGUGCGUUAUAUUUCGCGCAUAAACCGUGGCAUGCAAUGCACCAUCAGCAAACCAAAUUGCAAUAACGACAAUGCCAAGUAUGCGAUUAGCGUACGUAGCGUUAAUAUCGCCUACGCCAAUGAGACGGACACACAACUGGAGCAGUUUGGCAAACAGAACAACAACUUGGAUCAUUAUGUUAUAGCCGGUAGUUAUGAAUUGGCUUGUGCUGAGGCCACAUCUAUGCCAACAAGUGGUGCACAUACCGAAUACAGAUCGGUUGAGGCGAACGCCUUCAACUCCAUAUGCAUUGCAAUGGUUAAAACGGAUAGCAAACUAUGGAUUAUCAUAUUUUGCAUCAUAAUGGGCACUUCAUUCGUAUUCAUAUGUGGCCUGCUCGUCUAUAGAAGAUGCCACGCAAUGGCGUCGAUACACUGUAAGAUACCCGAUCCCUUGGCGGAUAUGGUGAACCGCGCCGAUGACAAACAACGUGAAUAUGAGAAGUCAAUACAAACAAAUAAUUAUGAAAGCGAAAAUCGCCGCUUACUCGCAAGCGUUUCAAACGACUCCAAUAGCGCAUACAGCGGCCGUCGCGCUUCGGACACAACAAAAACCAGUUAUUGUGAUAGCAACAUAACCGAUUAUCUGGUUAGCAAUGUGUCGGAUUAUUGUGUACAAGAUCCCUUGACUUUGAACAACACGCAAUCGCUGACGGGCGUGCCAGAAACAGGCUAUGUGACAAUGUCAACACUGUUAAAUGUUGCGGAGCAGUCGCGGGAAAGUAAUGUGUUGCCUAACACUGAAAUCGUUGACGGUUAUGUGCAACCAAGCGCAUUGGCAACAACAACAAAUGCCAGCGAAAAACCAUUCAUGAUCUCGUUUGCCGCCGACGAUGGUUACGUACACCCGACUAAUCGGCAGUCAUUCAAUGGUAUGAAUGUGAAUAAUGCAAAUUAUGUAACCGCUAUGAGGUAGAUCGCAUAAAAGUGUUGAACAUUUAGUGUUAUGGCGUUUCAAAAAAAAAAAAAAAAAAAAAUUUAAAGGAAGUACUACUUGCGGUGCGCACGCGGAUUUGUAAACUUUGUGCGUGGCGCCUAGAAGUGGUGUGUGUGUGUGAAUGCAGAGUGCACAAGUGACAGCAGAGGCAAGAAUAAAGUCACAUGUGCGCAUUAUUUAUAAAUUAUAGCACUGAAGUGUCCUUUUCUAACAACAAAUUGCAGUGAAGUGAAAAAGUGAGGUUAACUUUUUAAGCAAUUGAAAAGUUAUUGGUUUAUAUUAGCUUCAAAUUGCUUGCAGCAAGCUUAUUGCAAUGUAAAUUUCAUUUAUGAAAUUCUAACGUAACUAUAAAACAAACCAAAAGCAAAGAGAAAAACAAAGAAGAAAAAGAAAAGAAAAGAGAAGCAGUGGUACACAAAUCACAUUUUACUACAUCACAACGGUAUUAGUAAAUAUUUAUUAUAGCUUUAAAGGACAGUGAAUUGGCGUUUAUGCGUAAAUAACGAAAACCAGCAAAGA
Zeugodacus cucurbitae (melon fly) is the source of this 4397-nucleotide messenger RNA. Its product is annotated as cytokine receptor. NCBI's taxonomy places the organism in Eukaryota, Metazoa, Arthropoda, Insecta, Diptera, Tephritidae. Gene Ontology annotation, molecular function: protein binding. The record is from RefSeq and is a predicted model, not a curated record. The transcript has 12 exons. The coding region runs from base 666 to 3857 and encodes 1063 amino acids.